Messenger RNA from Talaromyces amestolkiae, 1176 nucleotides. RefSeq lists its product as uncharacterized. The record is from RefSeq and is a predicted model, not a curated record. The coding region runs from base 1 to 1176 and encodes 391 amino acids. Gene Ontology annotation, molecular function: ditrans,polycis-polyprenyl diphosphate synthase [(2E,6E)-farnesyl diphosphate specific] activity. The transcript is spliced from 2 exons. Gene Ontology annotation, cellular component: dehydrodolichyl diphosphate synthase complex; endoplasmic reticulum membrane. NCBI's taxonomy places the organism in Eukaryota, Fungi, Ascomycota, Eurotiomycetes, Eurotiales, Trichocomaceae.
AUGGUCUCCUCUAAAGACGCCGAAAUCUUCCGCGAAGAUGCCCGACUUCGAGGCACAAAGCUCACUGCCGCCGAGCGCGAAAAGCUGCUGAAGCCUUACCUGCCAGAACCGCCAUCACCAAAGAUGUCCAAAACGUCGCAAAAGACGAAAUCGAAAUCCAAACAAAAGAUUAAAUCUACACCAAUUAGGACAUUUCUCAAACAACAAUUACAUCGCCUCAUUUAUGUCAUCAUUCAUCUCUGUCUGGGAUUUUAUAUUCGCAUUUCGCAGACUAUUGCUGCCGUGACGGAUCGCGUGUUGGCUGUUACAUAUUAUCAUCACCGCUCGCCAGAGCUGAUUGCCCGGGAUGUGAAGGGUUUGAGCCGGAUGCCGGAGCAUCUAAGCGUGUUGCUAAAACUGCGCAAGAGGGAGGAAGAUGCGCUGCAGACGUUGAUGGACGAGACGGCCGAGUUGGCGGCGUGGACGACCUGCGCUGGCAUUCCGGUGUUGAGCGUUUACGAGCGGACUGGCAUCCUAAAAUCAUACAUCCCCUCCCUCCACAAAACCAUCUCCGACAAACUCGCCCUCUACUACGGCUCCCCUGCCCACCAACCUCAUCUCCGCAUCUGCGCUCCUCACCACACCUCUUACGCUCCUACCUCCCACACUAAGGGGUCAAAAUCAAAGAACAAACCUUCCCUCACAAUAUUGCUGUUGUCCCACUCCGACGGCCGCGAAACCCUAGUCGACCUCACAAAGACCCUAACCGAAAUGUCGCAAUCCGGCAAAAUAUCCGCGCACGAUAUUAGCACAAAACUGAUCGACGCCGAGAUCAGUGAGCUAACCUCUUGUCAAUCCACUUCUUCCACUUCGCCUUCCCCUCCUCCAAUUUCUGCGGCUGCUGCGUCGUCAUCAUCAUCGACACGAAACGAGUCGUACAGCAGCGACGAAACGGAAAUGCUACCAUCGACCUUAUUCACACCCAUAAAACCCGAGCCGGAUCUCCUAAUCAUUUUCGGACCUAUUGUCAAAUUAGACGGGUAUCCGCCGUGGCAGGUCCGUCUGACCGAAAUAUUCUGUACCGGCGAUAAGACGAGUAGUAUUGCAGCUGGUAGGGAAGAAGUGGCUGUAGAGUAUCAGGGGUUCCUGAGGGCGUUAUGGAGGUAUGCUCGGGCCAGUUUCAGGUUUGGUCGGUAG